Peronospora matthiolae is the source of this 1533-nucleotide messenger RNA. NCBI's taxonomy places the organism in Eukaryota, Oomycota, Peronosporomycetes, Peronosporales, Peronosporaceae. The record is from the annotation of a GenBank genome assembly.
AUGCCAUCCGAAGCAACUCCACUGCAACUGCGGUCUUCGUCUUUGCAGUUGAAUCUGCGCGUCUGGAGACGAGAGGAAGCUCAGAAGCGCAACCUCAAGCGUGGAGGCAUUUUCCUCCUCGUUCUCUGUGCCUUCAGUCUCUUCAUCACGUACACAGCAGGACCUCCAGUUGACCCCAAGAGCACGGCACCAGCUUCAGUACAAACGACGCACGCUGUGACCAAAGCCACGUCGGUCAACAGCACGACACCAACGACGAACGAGUCGGUCUUUUGUGGACUCACGACGCAGGAUUCGGGCUACGUCAAGCUGCCGAAUACAGUCGAUGACCACUACUUUUACUGGUACUUUGAGUCCCGCAGCGACCCGAGCACGGAUCCACUCGUGCUGUGGCUCACAGGAGGACCUGGUUGUUCCAGUAUGAUGGCUCUGCUCGUAGAGAACGGACCGUGUCACGUGCUUCCAGACUUGUCGACUCGACUGAAUCCGUACUCGUGGACGAACGAGAGCAACGUCGUGUGGCUGGAUCAACCCACGGCCGUGGGCUUCACGUACGGCGACGAGCGCGACCUGGACAAUAGCGAGGAUACCGUGGGCGAGAACAUCUUUUACUUCCUCCAGGGGUUCUUGGCGAAACACCCGGAGCUGGCAGGUCGUGACUUUUACAUCACAGGGGAGAGCUACGGCGGACACUAUGUGCCGGUGGCUGCACACUACGUGUGGGAGCAGAACAAGGUGAAUGCAGGCACCCCACAGCACAUUAACCUCAAGGGUAUUGCGAUCGGGAACGGGCUCACUCAAGCGGCGAUUCAGGCGCCGCACUACGUGGACAUGGCCGAGAAGAACGCGUAUGACAUCAAACUCGUGGACGACUCGCAGCUCGCUCAAAUGAAAGCUGAUGCGCCUGUGUGCGGGGCCAUCUUGGCCCAGUGUCCGCGAAAUGCGACGGCGUGCUUCGACGGCAUCGAGUUCUGCACGGACCGACUGUUUGCACCGCUCUUGACUGCCAAUCGGAACCCGUACGACAUCCGCAUGCCUUGCACGCGCGUGGACGAUCCGACCAAGUGCUACGACAUUUCAGCCGUCUCCAAGUACUUGGACGCUCCCAAUGUGCGCGACUCCCUCGGCGUCAACUCGAAGCAUGCAGGUGCCUGGCAAGAGUGCAACAUGGAGGUGAACGUGGCUUUCUACAUGACGGCCGACAUCGUCAAGCCAUUCAACACUUACGUCAGUGAUCUGCUCAACGACGACCUGCGCGUGCUCAUUUAUGCGGGUGACGCGGAUUUGGUGUGCAAUUGGUACGGUAACCAGGCGUGGACGUUGGCGCUUGACUGGAAGGGCAAAGUCGGAUUCAAUGCGGCAUCUGAGACGGUGUACACGACGAGCGAUGGCACGAACGGGGGCAUCUCGCGGUCGUUCAACAACCAGUUGACGUUCCUGCGCGUGUUCAACUCGGGCCACAUGGUGCCGCAAGAUCAGCCGGCAGUGGCGCUCGAUAUGCUGAACAAGUUCCUGAAGAACGAGACGAUCUGA